Quercus lobata is the source of this 552-nucleotide messenger RNA. Its product is annotated as TMV resistance protein N-like. The transcript is spliced from 2 exons. Gene Ontology annotation, biological process: signal transduction. The coding region runs from base 31 to 546 and encodes 171 amino acids. NCBI's taxonomy places the organism in Eukaryota, Viridiplantae, Streptophyta, Magnoliopsida, Fagales, Fagaceae. The record is from RefSeq and is a predicted model, not a curated record.
CGGUGCUCAUUUAUUUUAAGUAGCAAUUGCAUGAUAAGAGCUUCACGGACUGCAAUUUUCCAAAAUCUAUUGACUUCGGUGGAUACAAGUAACCCAUCUUCUUCAAGCCAUCAAUGGAAAUACCACGUCUUUCUAAGUUUCAGAGGUGAGGACACUCGCAAGAGUUUUACAGACCAUCUACACACUGCUUUGAAACAGGAGGGCGUCAUCACCUUUAGAGAUAAGGAAAAUCUCGAGAGAGGAAAACCUAUUUCACUUGAGCUUUUAAAAGCAAUAGAAGAAUCAUUGUUUGCUAUUGUCAUUCUCUCAAGAAACUAUGCAUCCUCAACAUGGUGUUUUGAUGAACUUGUAAAGAUCAUGGAAUGCAGAAAAAAGAUAGGGCUAAUAGUUAUGCCCAUUUUUUAUGAUGUAGAUCCAUCUGAGGUACGCAAACUGAUGGGACGUUAUGCAGAAGCCUUCAUUGAACAUGAAAAAAAUUUCAAAAAGAAUAUAAAUAAAGUUCACACCUGGAAAGCUACUUUGACAGAAGUGGCCAAUCUCGCUUGAUUUUCU